CUUCCGCCAUGAGCCGCGCGCGCGCCCCGGAGGGGGCGGAGCCUCCGGUACCGGACGCGAUGCCGGCGACCGAGAAGGAGCUGGCGGAGGACGCGCCCUGGAAGCGCAUCCAGCAGAACACGUUCACCCGCUGGUGCAACGAGCACCUCAAGGCCGUGAGCAAGCGGGUGGGGAACCUACAGACCGACCUGGGUGAUGGGCUCAGGCUCAUUGCACUGCUCGAGGUCCUGAGCCGAAAGAAGCUCGGGAGGAGGUACAACCUGCGGCCGACGGUCAGGCAGAUGCAGCUGGAGAACGUGUCGGUGGCGCUGGAGUUCCUGGAGAGGGAGAACAUCAAACUGGUGUCCAUUGACAGCAAAGCCAUCGUGGACGGGAACCUGAAGCUGAUCCUGGGGCUGGUCUGGACCCUGAUCCUCCAUUACUCCAUCUCCAUGCCCAUGUGGGACGAGGAGGAUGAGGAGGAGGCCAAGAGGCAGACGCCGAAGCAAAGGCUGCUGGGAUGGAUCCAGAACCGGCUCCCGGAGCUGCCGGUCACCAACUUCAGCCGCGACUGGCAGAGUGGGAGGGCACUGGGAGCACUGGUGGACAGCUGUGCACCGGGUCUGUGCCCUGACUGGGACUCGUGGGACCCCAAUAAACCAGUGGACAACGCACGGGAGGCCAUGCAACAGGCGGACGAGUGGCUGGGCAUCCCCCAGGUGAUCACCCCCGAGGAGAUCGUGGACCCCAACGUGGAUGAACACUCGGUCAUGACCUACCUGUCCCAGUUCCCCAAGGCCAAGCUGAAGCCUGGGGCCCCCCUGCGCCCCAAACUGAACCCCAAGAAGGCUCGAGCCUAUGGCCCUGGCAUUGAGCCCACCGGGAACAUGGUGAAGCAACGAGCAGAGUUCACAGUGGAAACCAUCAGUGCUGGACAGGGGGAGGUCAUGGUGUAUGUGGAGGACCCGGAUGGACACCGAGAGGAGGCUAAAGUGGUGGCCAACAACGACAAGAACAGAACCUUCUCCGUGUCCUACGUGCCCAAAGUGACUGGUGUGCACAAGGUGUCGGUGCUGUUCGCGGGUCAGGACAUCGCCAAGAGCCCCUUUGAGGUCAACGUGUCACGUGCUGCUGGUGACGUCACCAAGGUCACAGCUCAGGGGCCUGGACUGGAGCCAACCGGGAACGUGGUCAACAGGAGCACCCACUUUGAUGUGGUCACUGCUGGCGCGGGGCAGGGUCAGCUGGAGGUCAGCAUCACGGAGCCCGGCGGCCGCCAGGGGGCGCUGGAGCCGCAGCUGGAGUCACGUGCCGACGGCCUCGUGCGCUGCACCUACCGGCCCGUGGGGGAGGGGCCGCACCUGGUGCACGUGACCUACGGGGGCGUGCCCAUCCCCCGCAGCCCCUUCAGCGUCCACGUGGGGCCGGCCUGCACCCCCUCCCUGUGCCGCGCUGUGGGUCGGGGGCUGCAGCCCAAGGGGCUGCGGGUGAAGGAGGUGGCUGACUUCAAGGUGUACACCAAGGGGGCCGGCAAUGGGGAGCUCAAGGUCACGGUCAAGGGGCCCAAGGGCCCUGAGCCCGUCAAGCAGAAGGACCUUGGGGACGGGGUCUUCGCCUGUGAGUACAUCCCCACAGUGCCCGGACCCCACACGGUGACUGUCAUGUGGGGGGGGCAGCCGGUGCCCGGGGCACCCACAACCUAUGGGGGGGUGGGUGUGGGCGCCGGGAGCCACCCCCACAAGGUCAAGGUCUAUGGGCCUGGCGUGGCCAAGACUGGGCUCAAGGCGCAUGAGCCAACCUACUUCACUGUGGACUGCAGCGAGGCAGGGCAGGGCGAUGUCAGCAUCGGCAUCAAGUGUGCUCCGGGUGUUGUGGGUCCGGCCGAGGCCGACGUCGACUUCGACAUCAUCCGCAAUGACAACGACACCUUCACCGUGCGCUACACCCCGCGCGGCGCCGGCAACUACACCAUCAUGGUGCUGUUCGGGGACCAGCCCACCCCCACCAGCCCCAUCCGGAUCAAGGUGGAUCCUUCCCACGACGCCAGCAAAGUGAAGGCAGAGGGUCCAGGGCUGAGCCGCUCCGGGCUGGAGCUGGGGAAGCCAACACAGUUCACGGUGAACACCAAGGCCGGAGGUCGCGCGACCCUCGACGUGCAGGUGACAGGACAGGGGAAGGGGGAAGCUGCCAAGGACAUGGAGAUCAUUGACAACCUGGACGGGACCCACACGGUCAAGUACACCCCAAUGCAGCAGGGUAACUUGGGGGUCGCAAGUCCCUAUGGGGGUGACCCCAUCCCCAAGAGCCCCUUCACUGUGGGGGUGGCCCCAGGUGUGGACCUGAGCAAGAUCAAGGUCUCCGGCCUGGAUGAGACACCGGAAGUGGGCCGGGAGCACGAGGUGCGCGUGCACGGGCGCGCCGGCGGCCGCGUGGGGGCGCGCGUGCUCGGCCCCGGGCGCGAGCCCUGCGCAUGCGCCGUGGAGCCCGGCGGGGACGGCGUCAGCCACGUGCGCUUCGUGCCGCGCGCCGCGGGCGCGCAUGCGCUCGAGCUCAGCUACGAUGGCUCCGCCCUCCCCGGGAGCCCCUUCCCCAUCCGGGUCCUGCCCGCGGGGGCGGGGCCGGGGGCGGGGCCGGACCCUACCAAGGUUCGCGCCUUCGGCCCCGGCCUGCAGGGGGGUCUGCCGGGGGUCCCGGCUCCCUUCACCAUCGACACCAAAGGCGCCGGCACCGGCGGCCUGGGGCUGACGGUGGAGGGUCCGUGCGAGGCCAAGAUCGAGUGCGUGGACAACGGGGACGGGACCUGCUCCGUGUCCUACCUGCCCACGGAACCCGGCGACUACAACAUCAACAUCCUGUUUGCCGGCGCCCACGUGCCGGGGUCACCGUUCCGCGCCGCGGUACCGCCACCGUUUGACGCCUCCAAGGUCACGUGCUCCGGGCCGGGGUUGGAGGGCGCCACCGCCGGGCAGGACGGGCACUUCCGGGUGGACUGUAGCCGCGCCGGUAGCGCCGAGCUCACCAUCGGCAUCGCGUCGGAGGCCGGAGCCCGCGCCGAGGUGCGCGUGGAGGAUGGCGGGGAUGGGACCUACACCAUCGCGUACACGCCGCUCAGUCCGGGUGUAUACACCAUCACUGUGGAGUACGGGGGGCAGCCGGUGCCGCACUUCCCCAGCAAGGUGCGCGUGGAGCCGGCGGUGGACACGGCUGCGGUGAAGGUGUAUGGGCCUGGAGUGGAGGGAGAAGGUGUGUUCCGGGAGGCAGUGACUGAGUUCGAUGUGGACGCCAGAGCCCUCACCAAGGUUGGGGGUCCCCACGUGAAGACUCGAGUGUGCAACCCCUCCGGGAACGUCACCGAGACCUUCGUGGAGGACCGAGGAGAUGGCACCUACCAUGUGGAGUACACCCCCUAUGAGGAGGGCCUGCACACAGUGGAUGUGACCUAUGCCGGGAGCCCAGUGCCCCACAGCCCCUUCCGCGUCCCCGUCACCGAGGGCUGUGACCCCACACGUGUCCGUGUCCAUGGGCCUGGUCUGCAGAGCGGCACCACCAACCAACCCAACCGCUUCACCGUGGAGACCCGUGGUGCUGGCACAGGGGGGCUGGGCCUGGCCGUGGAGGGACCCUCGGAGGCCAAGAUGUCCUGUACAGACAACAAGGACGGGAGCUGCUCUGUGGAGUACAUCCCAUAUGAGCCAGGAACCUACAGCCUCAAUGUGACCUAUGGAGGACACCAGGUCCCCGGGAGCCCGUUCAAGGUGCCGGUGACGGACGUGGUGGAUGCCACCAAGGUGAAAUGUGUGGGGCCAGGGCUGACCCCCGGAGCCGUCCGGGCCAACGUGCCCCAGAGCUUCACUGUGGACACCAGCAAGGCUGGGGUGGCCCCAUUGGAUGUGAAGGUGCAAGGACCCAAAGGGGUGGUGGAGCCGGUGGAGGUGGCCGACAAUGGGGACGGGACCCAGCGCGUGAGCUACGUCCCAUCCCGCGAGGGGACCUACAGCAUCAGUGUGCGCUAUGGGGACGAGGAGGUGCCGCGCAGCCCAUUCAAGGUGAAGGCGCUGCCCACCCAUGAUGCCAGCAAGGUGAAGGCCAGCGGGCCUGGGCUCAACACCACCGGCGUCCCUGCCAGCCUGCCCGUGGAGUUCACCAUUGAUGCCAAGGAUGCCGGAGAGGGACUCCUGGCUGUGCAGAUCACUGACCCCGAGGGGAAGCCCAAGAAGGCUUCGAUCCGGGACAACCAGGACGGGACCUACACAGUGUCCUACGUACCGGACAUGACCGGUCGCUACACCAUCCUCAUCAAGUAUGGGGGGGACGAGAUCCCCUAUUCACCCUACCGCAUCCGCGCCGUGCCCGCCGGCGACGCCAGCAAGUGCACGGUCACCGUCUCCAUCGGAGGUCACGGCUUAGGGGCUGGUCUGGGCCCCACCAUCCAGCUGGGUGAGGAGACAGUGAUCACGGUGGAUGCCAAAGCCGCCGGCAAGGGGAAGGUGACCUGCAGUGUGUGCACCCCCGACGGGGCCGAGGCCGACGUGGACGUGGUGGAGAACCCGGACGGGACCUUCGACAUCUUCUACACUGCUCCCCAGCCUGGCAAGUAUGUGAUCUGUGUGCGCUUCGGGGGGGAGCACAUCCCAAACAGCCCCUUCCAGGUCACGGCAACAGAGCGGGCGCUGCUGGGGGUGAACGGGUUGGACAUGGCCGGGCUGAGGCCCUUCGACCUCGUCAUCCCCUUCACCAUCAAGAAGGGCGAGAUCACAGGGGAGGUGCGGAUGCCCUCGGGGAAGGUGGCUAAGCCGGAUAUCACCGACAACAAGGACGGGACGGUGACGGUUCGGUUUGCACCCACCGAGGCCGGGCUGCAUGAGAUGGACAUCCGCUAUGAGAACAUGCACAUCCCAGGCAGCCCCCUUCAGUUCUAUGUGGACUACGUGAACAGUGGCCACGUCACUGCCUAUGGCCCCGGCCUCAUCCAUGGCACCGUCAACAAACCGGCUUCCUUCACCGUCAACACCAAGGACGCCGGCGAGGGAGGGCUGUCGCUGGCAGUGGAGGGGCCGUCCAAGGCAGAGCUGAGCUGCACUGACAACCAGGACGGGACAUGUACAGUCUCCUACCUGCCUGUGCUGCCUGGAGACUACAGCAUCGUGGUCAAGUACAACGAGAAGCACAUCCCCGGGAGCCCCUUCACCGCGCGCAUCACCGGAGACUCCAGCCUGCGCCAGUCCCACCUCAAGGUUGGGGCCUCGGCUGACAUCCCCCUGGAGCUGGGGGAGAGUGACCUGAGCCAACUGACAGCGACUGUCACCUCCCCCUCGGGCCGCAAGGAGCCUUGUCAGCUGAAGCGCCUGCGCAACGGGCGUGUUGGCAUCUCGUUCGUGCCGCAGGAGGUGGGGGAGCACCUGGUGCACGUGCUGCGGGGGGGGCAGCCGGUGCCGCGCAGCCCCAUUACCGUCACCAUCAGCCAGGCUGAGCUGGGUGACGCUGCCCGUGUGCGGGUGACGGGGCCAGGACUGCGCGAGGGACGAACCUUUGAGCCCGCGCACUUCACCAUCGACACCCGCGACGCCGGGUAUGGGGGGCUGAGCCUGUCCAUCGAGGGCCCCAGCAAGGUGGACAUCACCACAGAGGAGCUGGAGGACGGGACCUGCCGCGUGUCCUACUGCCCCACAGAGCCUGGCAACUACAUCAUCUCCCUCAAGUUUGCUGACCAGCAUGUGCCUGGGAGCCCGUUCUCAGUGAAGGUGACAGGUGAGGGCCGGGUCAAGGAGAGCAUCACUCGCCGGCGCCGAGCCCCCCCCGAGGCCAGUGUGGGCUCUGCCUGUGACCUCAGCCUCAAGGUGCCCGAUGUGAGCGAGCACGAGGUGACCGCGCUGGUGACGGGACCCUCGGGUCAGGCGGUGCCGGCACAGGCGCUGGAGGGGGAGGGUGGCGCCUACAGCAUCCGGUUCGUACCGGUUGAGACCGGAGUCCACUCGGUGAGCGUCAAGGACCGCGGGCAGCACGUGCCCGGCAGCCCCUUCCAGUUCACUGUGGGGCCGCUGGGCGAGGGCGGCGCUCACAAGGUGCGAGCUGGGGGACCCGGCCUGGAGCGAGCUGAGGUUGGGGUGCCAGCCGAGUUCAGCAUCUGGACCCGGGAGGCAGGUGCUGGAGGUCUCUCCAUUGCCGUCGAGGGGCCCAGCAAGGCUGAGAUUGCCUUCGAGGACCGCAAGGAUGGGUCCUGUGGGGUCUCCUAUGUGGUGCAGGAGCCGGGUGACUAUGAGGUGUCAGUGAAGUUCAAUGAGGAGCACGUCCCCGAGAGCCCGUUCGUGGUGACGGCAGCAGCUCCAUGUGAGGCCUCCAGGCUCCUGUCUGUUUGUAGCCUUCAGGAGUCAGGGCUCAAGGUUCACCAACCUGCCUCCUUCGCCGUGAGCCUCAAUGGGGCCCGGGGGGUGUUGGAUGCCAAAGUGCACAGCCCCUCGGGGGCGCUGGAGCAGUGUCACAUCACUGAGGUCACUGAAGACAAGUACGCCGUGAGGUUCAUCCCACGGGAGAACGGCCUCUACUCCAUCGAUGUCACGUUCGAGGGGUCCCACAUCCCUGGGAGCCCCUUCAAGGUGCGCGUGGGGGAACCAGGACAGGCUGGAGACCCAGGGCUAGUGUCUGCCUAUGGGCCAGGCCUGGAGGGAGGCACCACAGGCUCCCCGGCAGAGUUCGUGGUGAACACAUCCAAGGCAGGUCCCGGUGCUCUUGCCGUGACCAUCGAGGGCCCAUCCAAGGUGAAGCUGGAGUGCCAGGAGUGUGCCGAGGGUUACCGGGUGUCUUACACCCCCAUGGCCCCCGGCAGCUACCUCAUUGCCAUCAAGUACGGAGGCCCCCACCACAUCGUGGGCAGCCCCUUCAAGGCCAAGAUCACCGGUCCUCGCCUCGUGAGCAGCCACAGCCUCCGUGAGAGCUCCUCGGUGAUGGUAGAUGCCGGUGGGGGGGGCGCAGCCACAGCAGCCGCGGGGGGAGCCCCCCCCGGAGCCAUCCCCGUGGCCUCGGAUGCCUCACGUGUGGUGGCCAAAGGGCUGGGGCUCAGCAAAGCAUUUGUGGGGCAGAAGAACAGCUUCAGUCUGGACUGCAGCCGAGCUGGUAACCAGAUGCUGCUGGUGGGGGUGCAGGGCCCCCGCUGCCCCUGCGAGGAGCUGGUUGUGAAGCACCUUGGGAACCAGCUGUACAGUGUCAGUUACACCCUACGGGAGCGCGGAGACCACGUCCUGGUCAUCAAGUGGGGAGACCAGCACGUCCCCAACAGCCCCUUCCGGGUCACUGUGCCCUAGGGGGGCCCCACAGCCCCCCCCGACCCACGCUGGGACCCACACACCCCUGGGGGGGGGGGUGAGACCCUCAGUGGGACCCACAGACCCGGUACAGGACACACAGACCUGGUACAGGACCCACAGACCCAAUAUAGGACCCACUAUGGGACCCACAGACCCGGUACAGGACCCACAGACCCGGUACAGGACCCACAGACCCGGUACAGGACACACAGACCCACAGUGGGACCCACAGACCUGGUACAGGACACACAGACCUGGUACAGGACCCACAGACCUACAAUGGGACCCACAGACCCUCUAUGGGACCCACAGACCCAAUAUAGGACCCACUAUGGGACCCACAGACCCAAUAUAGGACCCACAAACCCACUAUGGGACCCACAGACCCAAUAUAGGACCCACUAUGGGACCCACAGACCCUCUAUGGGACCCACAGACCCAAUAUAGGACCCACUAUGGGACCCACAGACCCACUAUGGGACCCACAGACCCAAUAUAGGACCCAGAAUGGGACCCCCAGACCCACUAUGGGACCCACAGACCCAAUAUAGGACCCAGAAUGGGACCCACAGACCCACUAUGGGACCCACAGACCCAAUAUAGGACCCAGAAUGGGACCCACAGACCCUCUAUGGGACCCACAGACCCAAUAUAGGACCCACUAUGGGACCCACAGACCCACUAUGGGACCCCCAGACCUACAGUGGGACCCCCAGACCCACUAUGGGACCCACAGACCCAAUAUAGGACCCAGAAUGGGACCCACAGACCUACAAUGGGACCCACAGACCCUCUAUGGGACCCACAGACCCAAUAUAGGACCCAGAAUGGGACCCACAGACCCACUAUGGGACCCACAGACCCAAUAUAGGACCCAGAAUGGGACCCACAGA
Messenger RNA from Melopsittacus undulatus (budgerigar), 8173 nucleotides. RefSeq names its product filamin A (gene FLNA). Gene Ontology annotation, biological process: actin cytoskeleton organization. Lineage: Eukaryota; Metazoa; Chordata; Aves; Psittaciformes; Psittaculidae. The record is from RefSeq and is a predicted model, not a curated record. Gene Ontology annotation, molecular function: actin filament binding.